Molecule: messenger RNA, 1853 nt
Organism: Hydra vulgaris (swiftwater hydra)
Lineage: Eukaryota; Metazoa; Cnidaria; Hydrozoa; Anthoathecata; Hydridae
Product: endosomal/lysosomal proton channel TMEM175
Molecular function (GO): proton channel activity; potassium channel activity
Source: RefSeq, a predicted model, not a curated record
AUGUUUUACAAAAACGUCUUUUAAAAAGUUACUAAAAACUUAAAAAAUUUUGUUCUUGAACUUUCGAAAAACUUUUGUUGAAAAUAGCAGCUAAUAAUUUAAAAUUACCUUAAAAGUUUUGAUCUGAUUGGUUUAUACCGUCAUAAAAGAAAAAAUGGUAUUUGAAACAAAAAACACAGAUGAGAACGUUGUUAAGACUAGAAGCAUUCAUAAGCAUUUAGAGGAACACUACGAUGAGCACGUGGAUAGCUUGUUACCAAAUGAUUAUCAUCGAGGGGAUAUAACAUCUUCUAACCGGUUGUUAGCUUAUUCAGACGCUGUGAUGGCAACAUGCGCAACUUUUCUAGUUCUUCCUAUUCGAAAUUUAAAAAAACAAACGGAAAACCAAUCUCUUAGUAAUUUCAUUGAAAAAAUUUCUGGCGAAUUUAUCAUUUUUUUCCUGGGUUUUUUGAUUAUUCUUACAAUAUGGGAAAAUAUGAACAUUCGAGCAAUUGUGAUAAAACGAGUUGAUGACUUUAUAUUAACGUUAGUAACGUUUGAGAUGUUGGUAACUACUGUUCUUCCUUUUACGCUGGCAUUGCAGGGGCAUUAUCCUACAGAAAAAGUCUCGGUUUUGGCAACAUGUGUUACUUUAGGUGUUCUCCAAAUUUUAGAUUUUGGAAUAAUAUUGUAUGCUACGCAAUCACCAGAUCUGCUUCAUGUUAACUUAAAAAAAUGGGACAAAUCUGAUCUUCGAGAAUUAACUUUAAUAAUGAUUUUUAGACCAGUUGUUAGUUUAAUAUUACUAGUAAUUGCUGGCGCGUUUUGUUUGGUUCAUUUUGGCAUUUCAUGGGCAUUUAUUGCGUUACUAAUAUUUAUGCCCACAGUUCGCAAAUUUUACUGGUUUAUUCGCCGACGAUUGGUAAAAGUUGAAAAAUCGGAAAAAAACUUAUUUUUAGAACAUUAUUCAAAAGGCAAUAUUUCUAAAGAACGAAUAGAAAUAAUGAGCGAUGCAGCUAUUGCAAUUAUAGCAUGCAUUCUUAUACUUGACAUUACUGUGGAAGAGUUUCCCAAUCCAGAUAAAGUUUUAAAGAGUGGACACAGCCUUAUAUACUCAUUGAAACAUAUGACUUCAGAGUUUCUCACAUUUCUUGCCACAUUCUGUUUGGUUUCAGCUUUAUGGUAUAUCAAUCAUGCUGUGCUACAUUUGGUUGAGACUGUUAACUCCAUUAUGUUAUACUUGCAAAAAAUUUUUCUAUCAUUUUGUUGUCUAACACCUCUUGCUGGAAACAUGGUAUUACAUUUUGGGAUACACAGUGAUAGUGAUUCUUCAAUUGCAAUACGUUUUGCUUCAAUGAUAGUGUUUAUUUCAAGUACAGCAAACCUUUUUAUUUAUUUGUAUGGCAACCUAACUGGAUCGAAAUAUUUUUAUGAAUGGGCUUCAUUUGAGCAUUAUUGGAAAAACAAACGUCAGCAUAUUUACUAUUUAGCUAAAGCGUUAAAUAUACCAUUUUGGUCAUUGAUUUGCACUUUAGGAACCUUAGGUUCUCAUUCUGCAUCUCCCUACGUUUUGUACAUAACAUUCCUUGCCUCACCUUGUUCUUUUUUUGCUUCAAAAUUGAUUUUGAUGAACCACGUUGGUAAAACUGGAAGAAACUUGAGAAAAACAAUUUUACGGCGAAAAUCGCUUAUUAAAGAAAAACCUGUUCCCGCAAACAACGAAAAUGAGUUGAUUUCCCCAAUAGACAUGAUAACUACGUCAUUGGAAACAAGGUAUCCCGAAAGCUACACCAUGAAAAACGAGAAUUUUAAUUAAAAAAAGUUUAGAACACUUUAACACUCUAUUUUUAUUUUUAAGGAUUUAUGUAUGCAUA